AUGCUUUCCGUUCCUUCUAAGCUUUGUGGAAUCAUUAUUGUUUACAUGGGCCUCACCAAGGCAUCGUCAAGUCAUGCCCUAUGCCUUUUGCAAGGGAAGACAUUGCUGCAGAACCCAUUUGAGUUCAGUGAUGAACACAUUCUGGAUAAUGUCUACAGAACCCACUUUCAUUGUGUUGAGAAGUGCGAUGUGCAAUCUCUUCACACCGUUGCCUCAACAGUAAUCAACCACUCCAUUCAAAUCACAGACACCGUCCUUGCCAAGGGUAGCCAACUCAGUGAUCGAUACAGAGAAGAAAGCACCAUUACUUCCCAACAGCUAACGGCAAAACUCAAGCGAAUUGCUUGUCAGAUGGUGUGCACUGCUCGUGGUGAGCACUAUGCGCAUCACACAACAAUGCUGAUUCUGGAACAGUUGAAAGCAUACUCGUGGGAUGCAAAGGCACUCAUAGUCCAAGCCGCUUUUGCCCUGGAAUACGGCAAGUUCUUGUACCUUCCCCUGACCACACAGUAUCAGCAGUCUGAGAAAUCUCUGGCUGAUCUCAAUGGGCUUCUCAUGAUUCAGCAAAACACUCAACAACUCACAUUUUUCAACCUUGUGGUGAAGAAGGUGAUGCAGGUCAUUGACUGCAUCACCGAGUGGAAGAGGCUAACCAGUGCAGGGUAUGACAUUAAGGAUGUGCCUACCUUGGCAGAGACUCUGCAUGAGAUCCCUGUUGUUGUGUAUUGGGCAAUCUUCACCUUUGUCACUUGCACUGGUCAAAUUGAUGACUUCACUGACCACAGGGUUCACAAACAUGAAUUAUCGAAAAACUUUGAGAACAAGCUUGACCUCAUUCUGAGAAAUUUUAGGGAACAUCUGGAAAUGUGUAGCAGGGAGAUAGGGAGAAUAGAAGACUACUCCAGGCGUAAGAAUAUUGUCAAUAUUACUGGAAAAGAUAUUGUGAAGGUUUUGAAAGCACUCAUCAUCUCCAGUGAGAACAAAGAUUCAAGACAUAAUGUGAUUAAUGGCCUCACUUUAGAACUGGUUAAAAUUGAAGAGUUUAGGAAGAAGCAUGUCUUAUUGUUCAUUUCGGGCCUUGAACAUAAUGAUGAGGAGAUUCACCUUCUGAAAACGAUUUACGAGAAAUUGAAGGAGAAACCAAGAGAAGUAGAAGGUUACAAGAAGGAGGAUUUCAGGAUUUUGUGGAUCCCCAUUGUGGAUGAAUGGACCGAGGAUCGAAGGAAAACAUUAGAAACUAAAUUACAAAGAACCAAGUUUGGAUGGUAUGUGGUGAAACAUUUCAGUUUUGAAACAGGCAUCAAGUUAAUCAAAGAGGUGUUCAACUAUAGUGAAAAACCUGUUAUCCCAUUGAUAAGUCCUGAAGGUAAAGUGGAAAACAUUGACACAAAGCAGAUAAUAUCUAUGUGGAGCAUUGAUGGAUUUCCAUUUCGAACUUCUGAUCACACUCGACUUACUCAACAAUGGAAUUGGUUUUGGUCUGAAAUGACCAAGCUUAACCCAAGAAUAGGGGACUUGAUUGAGGAAGAUCGUUAUCUCUUCAUAUAUGGAGGCACAGACACUAUGUGGAUCCAAGAAUUCACAACUGCCAUAGAGAAAUUGAAGAGGGAUGUUGAGACAUUAAGCUCGCAAGUAGACAUCACAGUAGACUCAUACCAACUAGGAAGGGAAGACCCUAAGAUUGUGCCACGCUUUUGGAUUGCUAUUGAUAGCUUGCUUGCAAGUAGGAAGCAACAAAUGAUGAAGGGUGGUGAUCAAGGGGUGCAAGACUUUGCAACAAAAGAGAUAAAGAGGUUGCUCUUCCUCAAACAAGACCCUAAGGGAUGGGUCAUUCUUAGUAAGGGGCACAAUGUGAAGCUCCUAGGUCAAGGUGAGGCCAUGGCUCGCACGGUCAAGGACUUGUGCGUGUGGCAUUUGAAGUUGCAUGAAGAAGUGAGCUUUGAUGUGGCGUUCAAAGAGUACUAUGAGAGCAUCAAGGUCAAGGAUAGUCCUAAAAAAUGUGAGCAUAGUGAAAUUUCUAACUACCCUACAGAUAUAUUGGCUCAUAUACCUUGCCCUAAUAUGGAAUGUGGACGUUCCAUGGAGGUAACUUCUGUUAAUUAUAGAUGUUGUCAUGGUCUUGAUCCAUAG
This is a messenger RNA of Sphenostylis stenocarpa, 2130 nucleotides long. The record is from the annotation of a GenBank genome assembly. NCBI's taxonomy places the organism in Eukaryota, Viridiplantae, Streptophyta, Magnoliopsida, Fabales, Fabaceae.